This is a messenger RNA of Quercus robur (English oak), 2818 nucleotides long. RefSeq names its product kinesin-like protein KIN-7N. Gene Ontology annotation, biological process: microtubule-based movement. The record is from RefSeq and is a predicted model, not a curated record. Lineage: Eukaryota; Viridiplantae; Streptophyta; Magnoliopsida; Fagales; Fagaceae. The transcript has 18 exons. The coding region runs from base 145 to 2694 and encodes 849 amino acids. Gene Ontology annotation, molecular function: ATP binding; microtubule motor activity; microtubule binding.
GAAAACGCAUAAAGAAAAAACAGCCCGCCUCUGAGUGUGCAAAAAAUUGAGCAUCUCACCAAACCCAGAAAAAUCAGAUCAGAGAAUUUCAAAAUUAGAAAAACACAGUGAGAGUGAGUGUGAGAGAAAGAGAGUUGGUGAGACAUGGAGAAGAUCUGCGUUGCAGUUCGAGUGAGACCUUCGGUAUCCUCAGAAUCCUUCAAUGGAGCCUACUGGAAUGUCGAAGACAAUCGCAUUUCUCUUCACAGGCUUCACGGCACCCCUAUCUCUGGCCUCUCUUACACUUUUGAUCAUGUAUUUGACGAAAGUUCCACAAACGCUAGGGUUUACGAGCUUCUUACGAAGGAUAUCAUUCACGCAGCAGUUGAUGGAUUUAACGGAACUGCUUUUGCAUAUGGACAAACCAGCAGUGGCAAGACUUUCACCAUGAAUGGCUCAGAAACGGAUGCGGGGAUUAUUAACAGGGCAGUUAAGGAUGUAUUUGCAAAAAUUCAGAUGAUAUCUGAUCGCGAGUUUCUGAUUCGAGUUUCCUACAUGGAAAUUUAUAAUGAAGAAAUCAAUGACCUUUUCUCUGUAGAGAAUCAGAAAUUGCAAAUACAUGAGAGUUUGGAGCGUGGGAUAUUCGUCUCUGGUCUGAGGGAGGAAAUUGUUAACAAUGCUGAACAAGUGUUAAAGCUCAUUGAAUUGGGAGAAGUUAAUAGGCACUUUGGUGAGACAAAUAUGAAUGUUCGUAGUAGUAGAUCCCACACAAUAUUCAGAAUGGUGAUUGAAAGCAAAGGGAAGGAUACCAAUUCUUCAGGGGAUUCUUCAAGUGUUGAUGCUAUCCGUGUUUCAGUCUUGAAUUUGGUAGAUUUAGCUGGGUCUGAAAGGAUUGCUAAAACUGGAGCUGACGGAGUACGUCUUAAGGAAGGAAAGCACAUUAAUAAGAGUUUAAUGGUUCUGGGUAACGUGAUCAACAAACUAAGUGAGGGUGCAAAACAGAGGGGUCAUAUUCCUUAUCGUGAUAGUAAGCUAACACGAAUACUUCAACCUGCUCUUGGUGGCAAUGCCAAAACUUCAAUUAUAUGCACCAUAGCACCUGAGGAGGUACACAUUGAAGAAACAAAGGGAACUCUUCAAUUUGCUAGCAGAGCCAAGCGCAUCACUAAUUGUGCUCAAGUGAAUGAAAUUUUGACAGAUGCAGCCUUAUUGAAGCGGCAAAAACUAGAGAUUGAGGAUCUUCGUAAGAAGCUUCAGGGAUCUCAUGCUGAGGUGCUGGAGCAAGAGAUCUUAAAAUUGCGGAAUGAUAUGCUCAAGUAUGAACUAGAGCGGGAGAAGCUUGCGACAGAAUUGGAAGAGGAGAGGAAAUCACAUAAGGAACGUGAUCAAUGCAUUCGUGAGCAACAGAUGAAAAUUGACAAUCUAAGUAAUCUUGUUUCUUUUUCAGACCUUGACAGAAACUCUAAUCAGGGACAGGGCUCUGCAAGACAAAGCCUUAAGGAAGAAUGCAGUGAAAGUAGUGUACAUCAAGGAGAUGCUUUUAGCACCCCUUGUUUCAAGGCAGAUCCCAAAGCCUUUGUUGUCAAGCGAUCAAAUUACUCAACACUGCCUGAUUAUAGCCCUCUUCCUGAUACAUUUAGCAAUGUGGCUGAUGAAGACACAUGGCAGAAAAUGAACAAAGGUUACAUGGCGGACCUUGAUUCACUUCAAAUGACUCCUGCAAGAAAAGUUCAAUCAUUUCCUUCCAAUGACAUAACUCCUGCUUGUUCAAAUGAUAAUUUUAAAAAAGAGGUUCAACAACUCAAGAGACAAUUAGAGAUUGCCACUGAAGACAAAAAUGAACUGGAGAGAAAGCAUGCGGAACAGAUUAUGCUGAACCAUCAACUAAUGGAUGAAAUAUCCAAACUUCAACAAGAAGCAAAACUUAUCCAAGAAAUCCCUCAAAGGCUAAGUGAAUCUGUGGGAAAUUGCAAAGAUGUCUAUGAGGAUAUUUUGUCAAUAGUACAGAGUUUUGUAUCUGAUGGGGAAUCUUCAACUGCAAAAUUGCUAUCAAGCACAAGUGAAAUUGGUAAAAGCCUUUUUACAACUUUGGAAACUCAUUUCUCAAUGGCAAUGGAUGACCGAAGUUCUUCCACUGGGAACAAUUUUCUAAUUCAAGAACAAUGCAAAGUGCUUUAUGAGAAGUUGAACAGUACAAUUACAUCGUUGGUAUCAUCAGAAACACCAUCCUCUGAGAAUGAAGAAGCGAGGGCUCAACUAUGUAGCUGUGGAAAUAAGGGCUGCACUCAGGGAGGAGAAACUGCUUGUUGGAAGGAAGAACUGAGCAAUGAGCUGAACACCAUCAAGGAAAGAUAUUAUGGCUUGGAGAAAGAGUUAGAUCACAAUAACCAACUCCUGGUGGUUUCUAAAGAAAGAUAUGAUAGCUUGGAAAGAGAGUUUCGGCUGUUGAAAGAAGAUAGAGAUCUUUUGCACCAAAUGGUCUCUGACUCAUCUCAAAAACUUUCCCUGGUUACUGACCAAAAGGAAAAUGUUUUGAAGGAUUUGAACACCGAAGUACGGAGAAGGAAAAAUCUUGAAGAAGAGAUCAAACAGUUUAGUGUUGCUUUUGCCUCUCGUCAAAGAUCACUUGCGUCUUUCCAUAGUGAUAUUAAUUCUAAUUGUGAAAAACUGAGAACUCAAUGUUUAGUUUCUUUACCCAAAUCUCGUGGGUGUUGAAGGUCAUAAGUGCUAGUUUAAUGUUAUGGCAGGCUUACAAUUUGAAGCCUGAUUGUUUCCUUUGUAUUUGAGACGAACAUUAUGACCCUUGUUAUGUAUUUAAAUGGAUCGUGCUUUAAGCUUA